Molecule: messenger RNA, 4277 nt
Organism: Acipenser ruthenus (sterlet)
Lineage: Eukaryota; Metazoa; Chordata; Actinopteri; Acipenseriformes; Acipenseridae
Product: mucin-2-like
Exons: 5
Coding region: 311-2089 (592 amino acids)
Source: RefSeq, a predicted model, not a curated record
UUACAUUAAGUAAAUACAACAAAAAAAACUCUCUAUCACACAGUAUUUCCAACUAGGAGAACAAAAGGGUUAACGACAGCCUUCUUUCCGCAUCCUUCGUGUUGUUGUCUUUCGUUCCCAGAAGCACUUGCUGCCACGAUAACACAAGAAGACAAGGAAGAUAGUCUGGAGACAGUGCAGUCAACCUGGGGAAUGUGAAGUAGCCUACAGCGUUAAAUCAAGUUAAUCUCUGGGACUGAUGCCCCUUUGAGAGGAAGGUAGCAGCUGUAGUGUGCUUGGGCCUGACAACCCACAACUAAACUGCAGGGUCAUGGGGCGCCUGGACGAGCCAGCCAAGAAGAGGAUCGUGGAGCUGCGGCGAGCAGGGCUGAGUUUCCGCAGAAUCAAGACCGUCCUGGAACUGGACAACAUCAAGGUGUCUGCACAGACCAUCUAUCUGUUCCUCAAGAAGAAUAAGAAGAUCAAGCUAGAGCAGGAGGAGCGGGGUCUGGGGGCCGCCCCCGCUCAGAGUGGGGUGGCAGUGAGAGGCAGCGGCUGGGCAGACCAGCAGUUAUGGAGCCUCAUGCAGGACAGGUCCACUGCGGGGUACCCCAGGACCACUGGACAGCAGGGUCCAAGCCAGGCCCGGGGACAAGGCUCUGUGCUGGGGACCGGCCCCACUGGGACCCCCUGUGAUUCUGGAAGCCCCAGGACAGCUGAAGACAGCGGUGGCAGCAGCAGGAAGGGGGUAGCACAGGAGAGGAAGGAGGAGGGAAUCAAGAUUGUGAGUGUGACCUCGCUGUCUGAGACCUCGGGGCGCCUCGGAUUCCAGAAGAGAGAGGGAGUGUCUGGGGCCAUGAACAAAGGGAGCUUUCCUCUCAAUCCAGCUCCACAGAGAGGCCCUCAGGCUACUUGCAGUGUUCCACAUCUCCAGGGAUCCAACCCAGGGAGUGCCCUGCCUGCCAACUCCAUUUCCAAAGCACUCCUGGCAGCCACCAACCGGAGACGAGUCCCCUUCACCCAGCCCAGGAACCCCACCCUCAUUGCCCGCAAGAGGCUGGUCGAGAAGGCCAUCCUUCACAAAAUGAAGGUGAAGGAGACCGGCAGUCAGAACAGCCAGCAGAUGGGUCAGCCUUCUAGGAGGGGGCAGUGUUACAUUGAGAGUGCUCCCCCCAACACCAUGACAGGAUUCUCUGUCUCUUCAGGGAGCUUCAGCUCAGCGGUAACCGUGACAGGAGUGCAAAACAGCCCUCUUGUUUACAGCACCCCCCGGCAGCGUCUCCAGGGGGCUGUUACUUCCAGUGUCAGCCGUGGCCCCACUGUGAGCACCACAUCACCUGCCUCCAUGAUGAGAGGAGCCAGCGCCCAGAGCAGCACAGGUCCAGGCCAGGCCCAGAGCAGCAGUGCACUUCUCACUUCCAGUGGCAACCCCAGCACAGACUCCAGCCACCCUGCCAAACGGACUACUGCUCUCCCUGCCAGCACAAGAGUCAGCCUCACCCCCUGCAUGGGCACCAGCCCAGGGCCUUGUGGUGGCAGUGCGGUCCUGGAGCAACUGGGGAAUCUUAACACCCAGCUGAGGACACUAAGCAGCGUUGUCCUGCUACUGACUGAGCAACAGGGCCGGCUGGAGAGAGAACAAGCGCAACAAACCCAGGUGCAGAGGCAGAUCCUGAGCACCCUGCAGGGACUGGCUACCAGCCUCAGACCAGCACCUCCCAGCCCUGCCCCCUGCACAGAGAGCCCUGCUCCUGGACAGGCACCGUAUACGCCCACUACUCCAGACCCCUCUCACACCAAGCCAGUCAGUGCCCCUUCAGGGUACUACAACAUCACCGACCCUGCCUCCAGACAAUAUGAGCCAAUCAGCUGCAGCUCCACCCCACCUGGCCACCUUCAAUACAAACCAAUGAGCUUAAACUCCGCCCCUCACGAGCAUAACCACUACCAGAGCUCCGACUCCACUUCUCUCAGCCAAAUAUGCUUCCCCCCAAUCAGUAUGGACUUGUCCCCUCCAGACCACACACACUUCUCUCCCACCAGCCCGGACCCCGCUCCCCCCACAGACCCCGACACUCAGUUUAACAUCUUUAAAGUUGAGCUGUUUUGAUGGAACCUGUGGGAAUCAAUGUAUUUAGGUUUUGUAUUGUUUAAUUAAACACUAGAGCCAUGAUGUACCACUCGUCAGUGGCACUGAAGUCGUCCAAUCUGUCAGUAAAGGAUUCAGGCUUUUAGCUGGCUCUUUGAUUGGAAGUGACCACAGUGUCUUAGAAACAUUGGGCUGGAAAUCCUUUUCGUGAUAUUUCAAUAUGCUGUACUAAAAAAAAAAAACAACAAAAAAAAAAAAACAUCUCAGACUAUAAAAAAUGUAGCCUACCUUUCGUUGUCAUUAAAUCAGCAUCCUCAGUGAUGCCUUGUUUUCCGAUUAGUCUUUGCCUCAUUGAAUCCUGUUGAUUCUGCUGCAGCACUGCAUGUGCUCUUCCUGUGUUUCAGGACCCUGACCUGCAAAUUCACCUGUGCCAAUAAUGCGAAACACAUUGACAUAGUGGACUUGUCUUGGAAAAGUUUGGCUAUUUUUAACACUGCAGUUUAUUAUGUAAAACAUUGAGGAACUUGUGAGGAGAUGUGAAAAGUAUCGGUUAUUACUAUAUACACAUACAGUACUAGUUUAGUUUCUUGCUACUUUUGUAUCAUCAGUAGUUCAUUUUUUUCCCCGUUAAAAAAGUUUGCACUGGAGAAAAUGCCCAGACGAAAUUGAGCACAUGUUUUGUCAAGUCUGGGUAAAGCAGGCCUGGUGGUUCUCAAUAAACCUCAGUCAUCUGGGAAACCCAAGCAAGUUUUUAUUUCAACCAGGACCUUAACGUUCAUUAUCCCCCUGUUGUUAGACUUCAAACAACAGUACAGUAGUAUGUACUGUAAUCAUGUGCUGUAAAGCAAAUGCUAGGAUUCUUCCAUGUCUGGACUGAAAAGGCUAACCGUGUUUGUGAGUCUGUCAUUCACAUUAUCCAGGUGUUGAGUUUCUUUUUUUAUUUUUUUAAAUGUGUUUGUUAAAUGAGAGUUGACUGUAUCACAAUAUUUAGUUGCAUCUUGAGAAGUGUUCAUCCAGUUCUGAUGUAAGGGCAUUACCUAGAAAAGGUUCUUAAAGGCAUCUAGGUUAUGGUAAAGCACUCAUGGAAGAGUUAUAUGAUUGGAUAGCCUGAUGAACGUCAAAAAGGACUUUUACAACUGGAAAAUCCUCAGCUAAAAGGCUUAGAAAUAAAAUUUAAAAAAAAACUAGCUCUAAAGUUGCAAGUAAGUUGGGCUCCCUAGUGGCGCAUCCAGUAAAAGCACUCGCUAGAGUGCAGGAUGCGCUCUAUAGCCUGGACGUCGCGAGUUCGAGUCCAGGCUAUUCCACAGCCGACCGUGGACGGGAGCUCCCAGGAGGCGGCGCUCAAUUGGCCGAGCGUCGCCCGGGGGGAGGGAGGGUUAGGUCGGCCAGGGUGUCCUCGGCUCACCGCGCACCAGCGACCCCUGUAGUCUGGCCGGGCGCCUGCGGGCUUGCCUGUAAGCUGCCCAGAGCUGCGUUGUCCUCCAACACUGUAGCUCUGAGGCGGCUGCACGGUGAGUUCACAGUGUGUAAAGAAGCGGGCGGCUGACGUUGCAAGUAAGUCAGUUAGUUCCCUGUUUUGGUAUAUAUUUUUUUUUGUUGUACCGUAAUGACUGAUGACUAAUACAAAGAAACAAAAUGCAAUCAUUUGUUUUGUUGGAGUGGAAAAAAAAGUGUUUGUUUUUUUUUUUUUUUUUUUUACUUAUACAACCCAUUUUUUAAAGUAACAAUACAAUUUUUUCCAUACAAUUACAAUAAAAAAAUUACUUUUACUCCAAUGCACACAAACUCAAGCUGAAUGGAAAAAAUAGAAGCCUGUACUAAUUACACUUUUGUGUUGUUCACUGGUCCUGCGGAGUACAUGAGUUAAUUUAAAUCAACCUAAUUACAUUUUUUAAAACGGUAAAAACUGAAUUCACAAAAUUCUAACAUAGUGCCCUAACUGUUAUUUAUGAACCUGUUUUUGCUUUAAUUCACUGUCAAUGUUGAUUUGUGAUGUUAAAGCUGAAAACCAUGUUAGAAAUCACGUUAGAUAUCCCUACUUCUGUAAUGCUAAUAAUACUGAAUACUAAAAAAAAUACUUUGUUUAAAUGUUCAAUAUUAUUGCAAAUGUCAUCCCUUUACAAGAGAUUAAUGAUGACCUUAGAAUGCUAUGGGUAAGACAAAAAAAAAAAAAGAUACAUUGCACAUUCUUUGAAAAAAAGUUUUAAAA